Molecule: messenger RNA, 2253 nt
Organism: Plasmodium berghei ANKA
Lineage: Eukaryota; Apicomplexa; Aconoidasida; Haemosporida; Plasmodiidae
Product: GTP-binding protein Obg2, putative
Exons: 1
Coding region: 1-2253 (750 amino acids)
Cellular component (GO): mitochondrion
Molecular function (GO): GTP binding; GTPase activity
Source: RefSeq, a predicted model, not a curated record
AUGCUUUUUAUAAAUUUAUCAAAAUGUGCUCAAAAAAGGAUAAACAAUUUCUUACAAUUUUCCAAAGAGAAUCAGAUUAACCAAAUCAUAAAAAACAAACAAUUUUCAAGUUUAAAUAUUUCUCAAAAAUGUAAUUUUAUAAAUCAUAUAUUAAAUAUUAAAAAACUAACAUUCACUACGCUCCAAAAUACAAAUGAAGAAAUAUGCAAAUCAAAAAAAAAAAAAAAUAAAAUAACUACCAAAUUAAUGGAUGUGAAAGAAGAAGAUAAUGAUGAUGUAUAUGCAAACAACGAGUGUAAUUAUAUUGAAAAAGAUAAUAAAAUAUUUAUACAUGUGAAAACAAAAAAAAACAAAAAUCAAAAAGAACAAGUAGAGAUCAACCAGAGAAAUCUAACAGAAGACCAAAAUAAUAUACCUCCAAUUUUAUCACAACAAAAUAUAAACAAUGAAGCAAAAAAAGAAUCAUAUAAAAUAUAUGAUAACAAUUAUUUUAACAAUCCAAUAUUGAAAUAUGAUCAAAAUUUUGAAAAAAAUAACUUUUUGAAAUUCUCAAAUUUUAAUAUUAUUAAUUCAUAUCCUCAAAAAAAUGACAACACACAACCUUCAAAAUGUGUGGAACAUCCAGAUACACAAACUAUUCAUUACAAAGUUGGAAAUCUUAAAAAUUAUGAAAACUGUUCUGAAUAUAAAUCAAAUUUUAUAAAAACUAUUCAACAUGAUGAUAAACAAAUUGGCAAUAUUUAUAACAUCAAAGAUCAAUCAACAAGUAGCCCAAUAAAAAAAAACAUAGAUGAUGAAAUAUUAAAAAGUGAAGCAUUAAUGGAAAUUUUAACUCACACAGAUGAUCAUAUUAUGCUUCGAAAUGAAAAACGAUUUUGCGAUUUUUUGUGGAUUACAGCAAAAUCAGGAAAAGGUGGUAACCCAAAUUAUAAAAAACAAAGAAGUAAAAAAUUAAAAGGAGAAGGAUAUGGUGGACAUGGAGGUAAUGUUAUAUUGAAAAGUAAAAAAAGUAUUUAUGAUUUAAUAAAAAUUGAACAAAAAAUAAAAGCAAAUGAUGGAGAAGAUUUUAAAGAAAAUAGUCGAGGAAAAGAUGGAAAAGAUAAAAUUAUUUUUGUUCCUGUAGGUACUAUAGUAAGAAAAAGAAUUUAUUGUCAAAAAAAAAAUCAAAAUAAUAGAAAAAUAUAUAAAAGUGUUUUUUGGUAUCAAUUUUUAAAUGAAAAUGAAGAAUUAUUAGUAGCUAGAGGAGGUAAAGGAGGUAUCUCUUAUUCACUUUUUAAAAAACAUGAUUUUAGGUUGCCUGAACUUAGUGAAAAAAUAUUAUUAGAAUUAGAAUUACGAUUAAUAAAUGAUGUAGCUUUUAUUGGUAUUGAAAAUAGUGGAAAAACAUCUCUUUGCAGUAGUUUGAGUAAAUAUUAUGGAAAUAUAAAUAGUGAUAUAUAUACAACUACUAUACCACAUGUUUCGAAUAUUAAUUAUAUUGAUGGAGUUCAAAUUACAUUAUUAGAUACACCAUAUUUAUUUUAUAAUGCCCAUAAAGAUAAAGCACGAGGAAAACGUAUUCUCAGACAUAUUUAUAGAAGCAAACUAAUUAUAUAUGUGGUAGACGUUUCUAAUGAUAAACUAAAAAAUGUUGACGACCAAAAUAUUGAAGAUUAUUAUUUGAAAAGCCUGAAAAAUGGAGAAAACCAAAAUAAGAGUGACAAAAUUGAUCCCCAUUGCAUAGAUGAUGAAAAUUUAAAAGAAUAUUACAACGAUACAAUAAAACAAAUAAAAAUGCUUCGAAAUGAAUUAUUUCUAUUUAAUCCUGACUAUUUAAAAAAAAAAGAAUUAGUAGUAGCAACAAAAUGUGAUAUGUUACAUAAAAAUACUUUACUUAAUCUAGAUUCGUUAUAUAUCCGUUUAAAACAUAUUUUUCCAGAUAUUGAAGUAAUUGGAACAUCAGCAAAAUUUGGAUUAGGUAUUAAAUUGUUAAGUAGAAAAAUACGAGAAUUAAUAUAUCCACAAUAUAUUUUACAAAAUAGUAAAUUAUAUUCUAAAAACAUUGAAGAUUAUGUUAUUCCGACAUCUGAUCAUAUUAAAGAAGGACGAAAAAAAUUACAAAAUUAUGAAUUACCUGACAAUAUUAAACAUAUAUAUGAUCAUAAUUAUUUGGAAAAUUUUGAUUAUUUUUUAAAAAAAAAUAAAAAAAAUAUUAAAAAUUCUCAAUCUACUCAUCUUAUUAUUACUCAAUCUGAUCAAAAAAAAAAUUUAUAA